Molecule: messenger RNA, 8193 nt
Organism: Phlebotomus papatasi
Lineage: Eukaryota; Metazoa; Arthropoda; Insecta; Diptera; Psychodidae
Gene: kek1
Product: leucine-rich repeat-containing protein 24
Exons: 1
Coding region: 1542-3752 (736 amino acids)
Molecular function (GO): protein binding
Source: RefSeq, a predicted model, not a curated record
GAUGUGCGUUAUGGAUUGUUGCGAAUUAGUUAGAAAUGACUUUCCGGUGGAGUUGUUUAGAAAAUUGCAUAGGUUUAAUGAUGAUAUUUUGAGGGUGUUGGUAAAAAAAAAUAGAUGUACAUUGUUUUUUUUUUGAUUUGGCUUUGGAUUUCACAUCUUAACCACCCACAUCGGUACACAUUUACCACACACACAUGCUCAUCCAUCUUAUUGUUACUCCACUGUGAUUUUUCAAUGCUGAUACGCAAGACGAGUUUCAGGUUCAGUUCCGCUUUAGUCACCAACCAUAUCGGAUGUGCGAAACGGAGACCGGGUUCGUUCUUCUCUCAACCAAGUUUUUGAAAAAGUUGGUGGUGUGAUAGUCAAGAAAACGGUACAGUGUCGAUGAUAUUUCUCUGGCAGAUCACUGGUAUAUUCCAGGCACGUUAGCCAAGUGACUUGAGACGAGAAAUUUAAUGCCACGUUUUUCAUAAUUCAUCCUCCCGGUUCGAUAGAAAAGAAUAACAAGAAAUCCUUAGGCAGCGACCUUCCGCCCGUCACGAGGAUUUACGUGAAGAGAAAAAUGUGAUUGUGAAUGGUGGUAUUUAUUUGUGAAACCUAGAGGUUGAGCCCAUACGAGAAGAAAGAAAAAAAAAAUCACACAAGACUCCCUAUUAAUCAUAAGAGGAUUAUACUGUGGAAAAAUUGUGAAAUCUCUUCGUUUGUUUGGUUGUUCAGUAAAAAAAAGGGCAUUUGAGUUUUUUUUGCUGUGAUUUUGCCCCUCACGUAGUGCAAGGAGGACGAGAAGUUCUAAUUUUGGAUUACCACAUACAUUUGCCUAGCAAGGAUAAUGGAUAAAUGCUGAAUAAGGGCGAGCACAGGAGGAACACAAAAAAAAAACCGUUUUUUUGAAAAGAGGAAAGUUAGACAUUGCUCCACGUGAAUAAAAAAAACACAAGAGAGAGAACUUUCCUCAGUUCUGAUAGCAAUCUGACCUAAGACGUGGGGGUUGAAUGUGCGUGUCUUUUAAUCAUUAUCUCCGAAAUUUUUGGAAGAAGAAAUUUGUUGUGGUAAUGCUGGUGAAAUUGAAUGUGUUAGAGGCAGAUUGGCCAAUGGACACUGAUGGACUGUUGAUGGAGUGUUCAGCGUGUGAAAGAAAAAAAUUGUUGCACCACUGAAAAGACAAAUUAAUUGACAACCCCUAGACUGAUGAGAAUUCAGUGCAUAUACAUAGCUCCUGUGCCACAAAUUUAACCCAUUGAGGGAGUGGCAAGGUAUUCUAUAGUGCGUGAUUGUGACGUGAGAAAUGCACCCUGAAGGUUCACAGUUGGAUUAAUGUGGAAUGUAGAAUUUGUGAAUGGUGAUGCACUAAAAUAUCCUCACUAAAGUGGUGGAUUGUAGGUCAUGUUUUAGCCAUACUGUCCUAGAGCACUUUCUCUGGAAAUGUAGGAGAAUACCGGAUAAAAUUGGUGAUAAUGCGAAGAUGAGGUGGAAUUUUGGGUGAACAUUCGAAUGUUGGAUAAUUUGAUUAGUUGUGUGGAAAGAGUAUUUCUAACUGCACAAUGUUAUUAUUGCGGAUUAACAAGGGCCAUUUGAAUGCUUCUCCUGCAGUGUGCAUUCUAUCGUCCAUCCUCUUGGUACCAUUUAUUUGGAUGUCGACGCUCAUGGCCAGUACGGAGGGUCGUGGUGAGGGACUAUGCCCCACGGUGUGUGCAUGUAAGUGGAAAGGUGGAAAACAAACUGUCGAAUGUAUCGAUCGUGCCCUGAUUACCAUACCAGAGCAUGUGGAUGGAUCCACGCAGGUGCUGGACAUGUCUGGCAAUAAUCUCCAAAUACUGCCCCAAGAUACAUUCAUUAGGACGGGUCUGCUAAAUUUGCAGCGAAUCUAUUUGCGUAGCUGUCGACUGGGUCAAAUACACGAUCUAGCUUUUCGUGGUUUGACAAAUCUUGUGGAACUAGAUCUAUCGCACAAUCUCCUAACGGCCGUACCAUCGGUCACCCUCAGUCAUAUUACCCUACUGCGGGAUCUGACCCUGGCUAAAAACCCCAUACAGAAAAUUGAGGGGCACGCCUUUACCACCGUGCCGAACCUCGUGAAACUCGACCUAAGUCACUGUGACCUGCACACGAUAGCACCACAAGCAUUUGAGGGCCUCAAACUCUUGCAUGCACUUAAGCUCAACGGUAACAAACUUAUUGAACUACGACCACGCACUGUUGAGACUCUCAGCAAUCUGCACGGUGUCGAGCUGCAUGACAACCCAUGGGUCUGCGAUUGCAGACUGCGAGCAGUCAAGAUUUGGCUCACGGACAACAACAUCCCCUAUCCUGUUGCACCAAUUUGCUCCGGAGGACCCGAACGAGUUCUCGAUCGCACCUUUGCCGAACUCACAAUCGACGACUUUGCUUGCCGACCCGAGAUGCUACCCGUGAGUCGGUACAUUGAUGCGACAACCGGCGAGAAUGCCACGAUUCACUGUAGAGCUGAUGCAGUACCUCCAGCCCAGAUCAACUGGUACUGGAACGGUAGGCUGUUAGUCAACAACUCCGCCUUCAGUUCAUACCAAAAGGUUCAUGUGUAUGAGAGUGGUCAGUUUGAGAAAGUGUCUCGCCUAGUGCUGACCAAUGCCCAAGAGACUGAUUCAUCGGACUUCUAUUGUGUGGCUGAGAAUCGUGCUGGGAAUGCUGAAGCCAAUUUCACCCUUCAUGUGUCAAUGAGACAAGCUGGCAUGGCCACUCUGGGUAGUGGUCAAAUUGCCGGCCUUAGUGCAGCACUUGUCAUUCUCAUUCUCUUCAUCCUCCUCAUCAUACUCUUCCUCUUGGUGCGCUUGAGGCGAACCCCCUUUGUCGACACCAAGACACCAAAUCGCCUGGAUACCGUCAUCACGAGUGUCGGUGCUGGUGGUCAAAGCAAUAGCAAUCUCAAAGCAUGCACACAGAAUAGUGUCAAUGAUGCAGCAGCGGGAAAUGAGAGAACUUUGGCAACGGAUCUCAAGCACACGAAUCCCGUACAAAAGCCUCCAAGGCUGUCGGAUAUAACUUACACCACCAGCCAUUAUGAUCGGAAUGGGAGUCUCAUAGCUGCCGGUUCGUGCUUCCUCUCGCCAACAGCAUCAGCGGAUAACAAUCCCGACCUCAUUAAUGACACGAAACAACUGGAGAGUGGUGAAUUUGCUGGGGAACCUGGAGCACUGCCACCGCCUGUACUUCAACCACUUGGUGAGGCGAUGGAUGCCAAGGGGGAGCUGUUUGAGCGACCAGGAAGUGGGGAAUACAGUCGGAUGGGGUGUGACAGCCUCUAUCCCAGUGGACUAUGGGAGCAAUCGAAUGGGCCAGCCGGGGAGGAUCACUUCCUGAGGCGGACUGCAACAGGAGGCCACCCAUAUGCGUACAGUGACAAAACCCCCAUUAUGGGUGGCAGCAGUCACUCGAUAAAUUUUGAUGACAGCGAGAGGGUUGGCUUCCAGGGUGGCAUCUCAAAUGCCAUGAGAAUGGUGAGUGAUCCGGCUGGUGUCAACACAUCGCACGCCGACUGCACAAAUGCACUUGGCUACCCAUCGGACUAUGGACUACCAAUUGGCGGUGGCAGCAUUGAGCGGAAUCAGCCAAAACCACCGCAUGGUAUGCCGACUAAUGCAAAAACAAUUAGAGUGUGGCAGCGAGGUGGUGUUCCCGUUCUACCACCCGUCACAGCUGCACUCAAGAGAGCUCUCACCAGCAAUAGAAAUUCUCCGGACGAGGGAUACCAAGAAGGAUGUGGGACGGAUGUGUAGUGGAUUUCAGCAUAUCAACAUAGAGAGGUAACCAUUCUUUUAUACGUGCACCAACCAUCAAACGACCACCUCUCUCGCUGAACUGUGCAGGAAAAAGUGCUAUGAUACAUAUGCGAUAGAGAUACCAAAUAAUGUGAGUAGAUGGAUUGUGAAUACAAUAUUUAUACUGGACAUAAUUAAUAGGAAAUGAAAAAUAAAACGAAUGAAAAAAAAAUCUUUAUAUUCGAUCUUAGAAAGAGAAACAGAUAAAAAAAAUCAUUUAUUUAGAUGCUUAAGGAUUGCGAGAUAUAGUUUAAAACUUUAAUAAAAAAAACAUGAAGGAGAAAACUGAAGACGUAUGAUGGAUUGAGGUGAUUUAUAUGAUUAAGACAAAUACGAACAUGUAUGUAACAUACUUUUAAGGAUAAGAAUAAUCGUUAGUGAAAUACACUCUAUAUUUGGUAUCUAAUGAACAGAAUGAGAGGACAUCAUGUUAAAAACACUGAGACAAAAAAAAAACAAAGAAAAAACAAUUUUGAAAGGUACAGUGUCAAUGUUAAAAAUAGUAAUUUCAUAUCGUUUUAUUAAAAUAUAAAAUUUGAAUAUUCAAAGAGACUUUUUAUUUUUUUUUAACAAAAUAUUUCUCAGAUUUUUCAAUUACAUUUAUUCAUAUUGGAAAUUUAUAGAAGAUUAAGCUUAAUUUAAAAUAGAAAAGCGAAAAACAAACGUGAAACAAUUUUGUUGUUUAAAUUUUUUUUCUACAAAUACUAUGGGCAAAAUUAUAGAAUUGUCCUAUCCAAAAACCAUUUUGUGACUAGACUUUUGCCCCUGAGUCUUUCAUUUAUCAAAUAAAACAAUUAAAGCGUGAAAGUUACAGCAUUCUGAUGAUUCUUUUCUAGGAAAAUUGCUUCUUUACGAAAAAAGACCUCGUAAUAAAUAAUUGAUUAGCUCGUCUUGAUAUCCUGAAAUCAUUUUCGCUGAAAAAAUAAAUAAAAUCUGUCUAUUUUUUUUCCUAUUAUUCGGUAAUUAGCUGACCAUUUCCUAAGUUAAGUACACAAGUAUGAAAGUGAGAUAAUUAUGAAAAAGGUAUCUCUCAUCGAUAAAAUAUUUACACAAUUUUCAUAAAAAAGCACAAUGUUAAAAUUAAAGAAUUGCUCUAAUUUAUUCUCAAAUGUCAUUUUUUUAAAGAAAACAUACAAUCACAGAGCUUUUAAAAAUUUAAAAAUUACUUUUUUCAAUAUUUCUGCAAAGACUUAAUACUCAAAUUCCAAAUCAACCAAUUGCUUUACUUUCUUCUGCUAAAUUUUAAGCAACUCUUGCGAGUGAUGCGAUUAGUUAAAGUUUUCGUAGGGUUUUCAUAGGGUUUACCUAAAAACAAAAAAAAAAAACAAACAAGAACAGUUUCCACGUCGUAAAUUUGCAACAAGACUGAAGCAAGUGAACAUGAACAUUAAAGGAAGUACUUAAAAUCGUGGUUUUGCAAUCCCUCUUGUUGUACUUUUUGCUACCAAUUUGAGCUGUAUAAAGCCUGUCAGGAAGUGAAGAUUCUAGAGGACGACGCUUCUCUGGUCAUGAACAGUGAUUCAAUUACAAGAAUAAGUUAUUUUUAUUUGCAUUAAAAAGUGUAUAAAAACAUUAACAAUUGUUUUCAUAAAAUUGUCUCAAUCAUUUAAAAUUCAAGCAGUUUAUGACACUGUGAAAAAAAGAGGGUGCGAUCAAUUUUUUUUUCCUCAGAACUUUAACACUUUUUAAGUGCAAAAAUAUAUCAACAUUUUUUAAUGUUAAUUUUACACCUUUUUGAGGUUAAAAUUUACACGAAAAAGGGUAACUUUAAUCCCCAAUACACCUAAAAAGGGUAAUAUUUACACCGAUCUUGGAUCAAUACUGCAGGGUAAAAUUAACAUUUCCGGAAUGUUAUUUUAACUUUUUCGGAUUUCUCUCAGUGAACGCAAAUUUUAUUUGAAUUACAACAUAUUAUUUAACUAAAAUGCAUUUUUUUAAAGAAAAAAACGACAGUUGUGAAUUAUGUAUAAACUCUACUGAAAUUCAAAAACUUCAUAUAUUUUUAUUUGAAUAAAAACUGAACUUUAUUUGUUAGGUCGAAAAGAUUCCGUGAAAGAGGUUACGUGAGUCAAAAAAAAAAAAUUAAAAAUCUAAUAAAAAUUUAUAAUUUUUUUCAACUUAAGAAUAUUUAUUUUUAUUUAAAUUUUCAUGCAUAUAAAGGUAUAGCGUUUGAACUAUAAUGCCUAAUAUUUUCAUUAAAAAAUUUUGAAAAUUCAGCCCCUCGGACUUUUUUUGGGAAGCCUAUUUGAGAAAAAAGCAUACUUUUCGGCGGACAAGAUUUCUCAGACUAGGUUCAUCUAAAAUCCAAAAACGAAAUGUGUUGUAUUAGCUGAUGAGAUAAACCAGUCCUUAUUCAAAGAAUUUUUGAAAAAAAAAUAAUAAAUUUGAAUUUUGGAAGAAUUUUGUACAAAAAAUCCCUUUUUUGAGAUAUUUAAUGUCGUCUGUUAAAAUAAAAUGUAAUCAAGUGCAGGGGACAGUACCUAUACUUUGCGCGGUCCCUAGCUUUAUAAUGACUAAAUUAUUCCCAUGUUUCUGAAUAAAUGCAACUCCGCAAUAUGUUUUAAAAACAGGACACUUUCCCCUAGUUUUCAAAAUAUGGGUCCGAUGAGUCAAAUUUAUUGAACAAACAUGGAGAAAAUCUAGUAAUUUUAAAGCUUGGAACCGUUCGAAGCAUGGGCACUGGGCACUUUCCUCUACAUAAAAUUCCUCGUUCAAAGACUAGUUUAAACAGGGGCCCAUCAAGCCUAAUAAAAAGUGAAGCUAUUUUUCACUUUUUCUUGUAAAAAUUUUGCAGAUAUUGCACCGCGACUUAAACAAAUUUGCUUGUAAUUCUUGUAUUACUGCGGCGAACAUUAUGAAAUAUGUAUUUUCAGAUAGCUUUUAAUGCAGGAUUUCAAAAUAUAUCAGACUGAUAACUCAAUUCUCUUUAGGAAAAAACUUGUCAACAGUCUUCAGUGUCUCUAGGCAAAAACGUAUGGAAAAAUGAAAUAUCGAGAGGCCCCUGAUUUUAAACCAUUUAGCUAGGGGGAAGUAGGGCAUCUUUGAAUUGAGGCAGCUUUGAAAUUUGGCUUUUUUCUUCAAUUUUUAAAUGAAACUGGACCUUACUAUGAUAUAAUUUAGCUCAACGGAAUUUAGCGUUGUGAAGCUAAAUUCCGUUAUUAUAAGGCACAAUUCCAUUUCAAAACAGAAGAAAAACCCAAUUUCAAAGGUGCCCCAAUUCAAAGGUGUCCCACUUCGCCCUAACAAGAAACAUUUGGUUUUUAAUUUCAGGUGAACGUACUCUGUGAAAGAUUGUCCUCGGAAAAAUAAGUUUUUUUUUUAAAGUUCUCCGAAAAUUAGGUCUCAUGGGUGAAUUUUCAAAAUUCUGAAAUAAAAAUUUAAGAAAAAGAAUAUUUUAAUGUUGUAUUUUCUUGAAGUUUUGUUUAAAAAUUUAAAAAUUUUAAAUAUUAUACUUUUAUGUCUGAGAGCUUGAAUUAAAUAAUUUUUUUUAUUCUGAAAAAAAUUGAGAAAAAAUUGUUUUUCUAGUUUCCUUGACCCACAUAAUCCUCUAAUUCAUGCCUAAAAAUGAUUAUAACUAUUUUGUGUAGUCGUUUCAUGCAGGAUUUAAUAUUGUUUAAUUUUUUUUUGAAAUUUUUUUUAAUUAUGCUAUAGGAGAUUUUUUUAAUUUCCAACAUUAUCUGCAAUAAAAUUUAUUAGUUUCAUUAUUUUCAAUUAUUUGCUGUCUCGCGAACAUUCGGCACUCGAACUAAUUAGCGAGAGUAUUAGUCCUAAUAUAUGUAUUUUAUGGGACUGAAAAUUUAAUCACGUAAAGUUAAUGUUUUAUGCGCAAAAGUCAAUUAUUAUUUAUUCGGUUAAAUAAUAACCAUUAACUUUUUUAAUUUUAAUGGACAAACUAAUUAAAAAAAAAAACAAUUUGGACAUAUUAUAAACAUUUCGAGAAAUAACUAAAAUGUAAAAGUAAAUGCUCACUUCCCUUAUAAAAUUAUAUUGUCAAUCCAUUCGUUUCAGAUUUAAUACAAAAAAAAGUUUUAGACAAAAUUAAAGUUUAAUUUGAGAAAUGUCUGCACACAAAAUCCCGCAAAAGUUUUGCGAAUUACAUUAUUAAAUUACUCUAUGACAUAAAGUUAUUUAAUAUAACUAUUUUUAACAUGGCACUGUACAAUACAACAGAAUUUAUCAUAAGGUUUUUCAGACAAAUUCCCUGAAAAAGAAAAUGUGGUGAACUAGUUGAAAAAUAUAUCAAAAUUAGAAGUGAACUAUAAAGCAAUUCUUACUUUCAACGUAAACUGGGCAUUAGAACUAUCAAAUCGAUGGGACUGAUUAAAAGAAAAAUUACACUGAGAGUGAAAUUUAUCACUCAUGGUUAAACUGCAUAUCGAAAAUUGUAAUAAAAAAGAAA